Anoplophora glabripennis (Asian longhorned beetle) is the source of this 1044-nucleotide messenger RNA. RefSeq lists its product as uncharacterized. The coding region runs from base 490 to 966 and encodes 158 amino acids. The record is from RefSeq and is a predicted model, not a curated record. The transcript is spliced from 2 exons. NCBI's taxonomy places the organism in Eukaryota, Metazoa, Arthropoda, Insecta, Coleoptera, Cerambycidae.
GUCGCAACAACUUAUCAAUCAUUCUGAUUCUAAAGCUUCUCUACAAUUUGCUACUAGCGGAGGAUAUAAUAAUAACUUAGAAUAUAAAACUAAUUUCGAUAUAGUCAGUGGUGAUUUGUUGACUUCCAACCAUGAAGAAGCUGACACGAGAAUAUUAUUACAUGUACUGUCCGCCAAAAUUUCUGGUUUUACUAGAUGCGUAGUAGAAUGUAAUGACACAGAUGUACUCAUCUUGCUACUGUACUUUAGAAAACACCUUACGCCAGAGAUUUGGUUAAAAGUUGGGAGAGGAAAUACAGUUCGCUAUAUAGCAGUGCAUGAGUUAAAACUGGAGGAAAAGUUGAUCCAAAAUUUACCUGCAUUUCAUGCUCUUACAGGAUGUGACACUACUAGUCAAUUUUCAGGAUACGGAAAAAAAAAUGUUGGAAAACGUAUUUGGAAUCCUUUAAACACUUAGAUGGAAUUUGUACGGAUGAUUUUUCAGAAAAUAUGUUCAAGGAUAUUCAGAUGUUUAUUAUAAAACUAUAUUCAAAAAAUCCUAAUAUUGCGUCAGUAAACAUUUUAAGAGGUUUGUUAGCAUCGUCUUCAACAAUUGCAAAUCUGCCUCCGACUGAAGAUGCAUUGCGAUUCCAUUGUUUGAGGGCUUAUUAUCAGACGAAAGUGUGGCUCAAUGGCUUAGAACCCUGUCCAAAAUUGCCUUGUAUUGCCGACUAUGGAUGGAAAAUUGAUAAAGACGGUAAUGUCAAUCCAGUUCUAACCACCUUGCCAUCUUUUCCUUUACAUUUGAACGUUCUAGCUUCAUGUGGAUGCAAAAAAGAUUGUGGAAGCAAGGUCUGCAGUUGCAAGAAAAGUAAUAUAGGUUGUAUUUGGUCCUGUAAAUGCAUGGCACAAAAAACUUGCAAAAAUAGAUUGACCAAGACCACAGAUUUACCCCAGUUCGAUGAAGAAAGUGACUUGGAUGAAUAGUGUUUUUUAUCUGAUAAUCAUUUUCCUAAUUGUUAAUAAAAAAGAACAUUUAUAUAAAUAUAUGGGGCAUUCCACGCC